Ceratosolen solmsi marchali is the source of this 4300-nucleotide messenger RNA. RefSeq names its product regulatory associated protein of MTOR complex 1 (gene raptor). Lineage: Eukaryota; Metazoa; Arthropoda; Insecta; Hymenoptera; Agaonidae. Gene Ontology annotation, cellular component: TORC1 complex; cytoplasm. The record is from RefSeq and is a predicted model, not a curated record. Gene Ontology annotation, biological process: TORC1 signaling; regulation of autophagy; positive regulation of cell growth. The coding region runs from base 299 to 4216 and encodes 1305 amino acids. Gene Ontology annotation, molecular function: protein-macromolecule adaptor activity; protein binding. The transcript is spliced from 23 exons.
AGUACUGUAUAUUUUUCAUAAAUUAGACGAACCCGUGAACUAUGACUAUAGUUCGUAUAAAUGCGUUGUUACGCAAAGGAGUACGGUAAAUCAACAAAACGAAAUGAGAAGAAGCUUUUGGAUAAUAAUUUUAUAACUCACAUAGAUAGUCAGCGAUUAUCGUGAUCUAUGAUAAUAAAUAAUUCGUAUAUCCUUAUAAGAAAGUAUUUUAAUUAUAUAUCAUAAAUUAUUCAGAAUUCAGUGCACAACUAUAAAGUGAAUGUAACAACGAGACACAAAAAAACUGAUUUUGUAGGGAAUGUCGCUGCUCGUAUCAUCUUGCGCCUGUUCCAGCGUAAGAGAAACUAAGGAUGAGUUUUCAACAGCAGCAAUGAAGUCUACUAAGCAUUUGAAAGAUGACGAGGAUUGGCAACUGCCUUUGGCAUUUAAUAAGUCUAGGCACAUGGUUACUAUUGAAGGUGUUAACUGCAUCACCCAGACCUGGCGUAUGAAGGAGCGGAUGAAAACAGUGAGUGUUGCUUUGGUACUUUGUUUGAAUGUAGGUGUUGACCCCCCAGAUAUCAUUAAAACACAACCUUGUGCUCGACUUGAAUGUUGGAUUGAUCCUUUGUCAAUGAGUCCUCAAAAAGCUUUAGAAACAAUAGGUUCCAAUUUGCAGAAACAGUAUGAAAGAUGGCAGCCUCGUGCUAGAUAUAAACAAAGUCUUGAUCCUACUGUGGAGGAUGUAAAAAAACUCUGUACAUCUUUAAGGCGAAAUGCUAAAGAAGAGCGAGUUCUCUUUCAUUAUAAUGGACAUGGAGUACCAAAACCAACUAGUAAUGGAGAGAUUUGGGUAUUCAAUAAAACAUACACACAGUAUAUUCCUUUAUCAGUAUAUGAUUUGCAAACAUGGAUGGGAGCUCCUAGUAUUUAUGUGUAUGACUGUUCAAAUGCAGGUAUUAUUGUCGACUCUUUUCAACAAUUUGCAGAGCAGCAUGAGAAAGAGUAUGAGAUGGAAAAGCAAGCAAUACAACAAAAUAGGACUGCAGGCACUAUUUCUGUAGCUGCACCUUCUUAUAAAAAUUGUAUUCAAUUAGCUGCUUGUACCGCUAAUCAAAUAUUACCAAUGAAUCCAGAUCUUCCAGCUGAUAUAUUCACUUCAUGCCUUACAACUCCUAUUAAAAUUGCAUUGCGCUGGUUUGUGAUGCAAAAUACAUCAAAGUUAGUGCCAAAAGUUUCCUUAGAGCUCAUUGAUAAAAUACCUGGUCAGCUUACAGACAGAAGAACAAUGUUAGGUGAACUUAAUUGGAUAUUUACUGCAAUUACAGAUACAAUAGCAUGGAAUACAUUACCAAGAGAUUUAUUUCAAAGGUUAUUUAGGCAAGAUUUGUUAGUUGCUAGUCUUUUUAGAAACUUUUUAUUAGCAGAACGAGUUUUACGUUCCUAUGAUUGUACACCAGUUUCUUGUCCAAAAUUGCCACCUACAUACCAACAUCCAAUGUGGCAGGCUUGGGAUUUAGCUCUCGAUUUAUGUUUAGCACAAUUACCAACUAUUUUAGAAUCUGAAGAUCGAUUUGUUCACUCGCCAUUUUUUGAAGAACAGCUUACUGCUUUUCAAGUAUGGUUAACUUUGGGUUCUAGGACUCGUAAUCCUCCUGAGCAGCUUCCAAUAGUGCUCCAAGUAUUAUUGAGUCAGGUUCAUAGACUGAGAGCAUUAGAAUUAUUGGGACGUUUUCUCGAUCUUGGACCAUGGGCAGUUAAUUUAGCUUUAAGUGUUGGAAUCUUUCCUUAUGUACUGAAAUUAUUGCAAAGUAAUGCUGGGGAACUUAGGCCACUCCUUGUUUUUAUAUGGGCUAAGAUACUUGCUGUUGAUAAUACUUGCCAAGCUGAUUUAGUACGUGAUAAUGGACAUAAAUAUUUCUUAUCUGUUCUUCAAGAUACUACUAUGCUGAGUGAAUAUAGAACAUUAGCAGCUUUUGUACUUGCUUGUAUAGUAAAUAAUUAUCCACCUGGUCAAGAAGCAGCUUUGCAAGGUAGUUUGGUCUCAAUUUGUUUGGAACAGCUUGGAGAUCCAAAUCCAUUACUUAGACAAUGGUUAUGUUUGUGUCUUGCAAGAUUAUGGCAUAAUUAUGAUAAAGCUAGAUGGUGUGGUGUACGAGACAUUGCACACGAAAAACUUUAUACACUUUUGCAAGAUCCUGUACCUGAGGUUCGUGCUGCAAGUGUAUAUGCAUUAGGAACUUUUAUAAACAGUGUAACAAAACGAAGUGAACAUGCCAAUAAUAUUGAUCAAACCAUUGCUAUGAUGUUAAUUAAUACAGUAACAAAUGAUAUGUGUCCUCUAGUCAGAAAAGAAUUAGUUGUAGCCCUUCAAUGGAUGGUAUUGCAUUUUGAAAAUUCAUUUGUUACUUUAGCUAUUGCUGAAGAAAAUAGCAGAAGAGAUCUAGUAGUUGAAACUCUUUCAUCUUUCAGUGGAAUGAGGAGAAUAAGUUCUAAAGAUAGAUUAAAAAUGUUAUAUUCAAAUAGUACUUAUUCUAUCGAUACAACGGAUGGCUUUGGUUCUGAUAAAAUUAAAAGAGUGUCUUCGGUUUCAUCAAUCAGUAGUUUAGGAAAUAAUUGGGAGUUUGUAAGGAAACCUUGCGAAAUGCUGGGACAUAGUUCUCUAGGAAACUUGCCUAGUCUUUCAUAUGGGAGUGUAUAUAUGAAGUUAUGGCAUGGAUUAUGUGGUCUUGAUAAUGAUCCACAUCCUGGUGUUGCAAUAAUGUCACAAAAUGUUACAAAUCAUAUUCGAAGUCAAAUAAAAGAAUCUUCAGCUCCAAAAGAAGUAAAUGAUACUAAAAUGUCAUCCUCAUUAUCAUUACCUCCAUCUCCAUCUAAUAGAAAUAAUUUUUUAAGCAAUAAAGAGGAAUCUCCACCUACUGCUAAUUCAACAUCUGAUCUGUUGCGAUCUACUAGAUUACCGGUACAUUCAAGUAGAGCAAGAAAGCCUGUACCAAAUACUAUAUCAGAAGAAUCAGAUGAAAUAAUAGGAGUUAGAACACCUUUAAUAACUUCCCAAUUUGUUGAGUGGAGUUGCGCUCAGUUUGCUCAGCCUGUGAGUUUUGAUGCAGAAGCCGAAUCUAUCAAUGAUGUUGAGAGUCGUGCAUAUCACGAACGUGAUUGGCGAUAUCUACGAAAUAAACGACAAAGAAAAGAAGUUCAGGAAGAACAAAUUAAAGCAGUAAAUGGACGUAUAGAAUCUCAAGUAUUCCAUACGCGAUGCCCGCAAUCACCAGACGUUUUACUUUUUCAUCCAUUUGAUUCUCACUUAGCUGUGGCAUGUAAAGAUUAUUUUGGCAUUUGGGAUUGGCAUAGUGGGACAAAACUUAUGUAUCAUACCAGUAGAGGUAGCAGACCAUCCCGUAUUACUACUUUGGAAUUUAUAAAUUCGCACGACGUUACUUUAUUAAUGGUAGGAUCAGAUGAUGGCUCUAUUAGAGUUUGGAAAAAUUAUUACAAUAUGUUUGGUCGUGAACCUACACUUUUAACAGCUUGGCAAGCUCUAGCUGAUCUUCAACCUGUUAUAAAAGGUUCUGCAGGUACUGCAGGUUUAGUAACAAGCUGGGAGCAACGUUCUUUGACUUUAGCAGUAACUGGUGAUGUAAAAAGUGUAAGGCUUUGGGAUGCUGAAACGGAAUUGAAAGUGCAGGAUAUACCAACAGGAGCUGAUUGCUGUGUUACUAGUUUGGAUACUGAUAAUCAUGAUUUUAAUUGUUAUAAAGGUAAUAUGAUGGUGCUUGGAUGUGGAGAUGGUUCGGUUCGACUAUUUGAUCGAAGACUUCCAUCUACAGAGGCAAAAAUUAUGACAUAUAGAGAACAUAAUGCAUGGGUACUUGGUGCAUAUUUAAGAAAAUAUACGAAUUCUUCCAUUAGGCUUAUUACUGGUUCUUCAUCUGGAGAUAUUAAGUUCUUUGAUAUUAGAAAAAAUUCAUCUGUUAAUACAAUACAAACGACACAGGGAAUAACGGAUUUUGUAAUGCAUGAAACAGCUGAUAUAUUUGCCAGUUCCACCAAUCAAUGUAUAAGCAUGUAUAAUAUCUCAGGAAACCAUUUAAAUACAAUUAAGUUUCAUGAAGGAUUUAUGAGUACGAGAAUUGGACCGGUAAGCUGUCUUAAUUUUCAUCCUCAUCGAGUUGUUUUGGCUGCUGGAUGUAUUGAUAGUACAGUCACUGCUUAUUCAUCUGAACAUCGCAGAUGACUAUCUGAAAUCGAACUCUUAUAGAGCUAUAUUUUUCAUUUCAUAUAUUGAAAUGAAUAAUUGAAAUAUAAUUAUAAAGAACAA